Neurospora tetrasperma FGSC 2508 is the source of this 240-nucleotide messenger RNA. RefSeq lists its product as uncharacterized. NCBI's taxonomy places the organism in Eukaryota, Fungi, Ascomycota, Sordariomycetes, Sordariales, Sordariaceae. The record is from RefSeq and is a predicted model, not a curated record. The coding region runs from base 1 to 240 and encodes 79 amino acids. The transcript has 2 exons.
AUGAAAACGCCUCCUCAUACCUCUUCAGGUGCCAUGGAGAACGAAUCCAAGGACGAAAAGCUCGCAGAGGCAAUUGCCUUGGCCGACGAAACCAGUCUUCGUGCCGUUAUGCUCGCACUUAGCACCAAGUCGGACGAAAGCCUGGUGAUCGACUCCUGCUUCAAAAUGUGGGCUUACUGGAACUUCAAUUUUUAUGGUCCAGGGGAUACGCCGGAGAACCGCAAGAAGGACCACCUUUAG